AUGUAUGGGCAUAACGGUACCGACUUUCCACCAGUGAAAGAAGAUACGUUUUGCAAAUACGUACUAUAUUAUGAGAUAAACAAUUCAAGGGUCCGCAUUUGGGAUCUAAUUAUAUUGAUACCAAAUGCCUUGUUUGUUCUGUUCUUGGUCGUUAGAUUUAACAAAGCUCAGUUAAAAUUGCGUGCCACGAGUAGCCCGAUUUUUCUAACAUUUUACACGCUAGUAUGGGGGAACGUUAUUAUAAGCCUUAUAAGAUGUGUAGUGUCUAUGACUAUAAAUGCAUCAGUGCCACUCGGAGGUCUUAUUGAUAAAAUACUAUGGGUCACUGUGCGAUUCUUCCUUCUCUCCACGGAAAUGAGUGUGGUAAUUUUUGGACUUGCUUUUGGUCACAUGGACAGCCGGAGUAGCAUCAGAUAUGUCUUGUUGGCAACGUCUCUAAUAUCUCUAGCAUUCACAGUCACUCAGGGUACUCUUGAGAUUGUCAUGCCAGAUGAUAUGUUUCAUAUCGAUAGCAGAGACUAUGAUUUGUUUGGACAUGGCGGGAUGCUCUUUUGGUUUACGUCAUCUCUGGUAUUCGGGAUUAUAUAUUUAAUUAUAUUACUUCUGCCGUGGACUCCAUUGAGAGAAUACUUAGCAUUGCCGACAAAACUGUCGUUCUAUUUUUACGUCCUACUCCUCGCUUUAAUGGAUAUCACACAGUCUGUGGGCGCUGGCCUCCUAAUGUGGAGUACGUUGCAGUCGGGACUCUGUGUUGUAGAUGUUACUACAUGGUUAUACUUCUCUUUAUAUACUCCACUGGUGUACCAUACAUUCUUGAGUGAAUUUUUCAGUGUCGCUCAGCCAAGUAUAAUGUUCUCAUAUAAAGCUCAAAUGGAUGAACCAAUGGACGAUGACCAAGUAUCUCUUCCACAUCAACAAAGCUUUAGCUCUCUUAAAACGGAUUCAGAUUACAUAUAUCAGCAGAGUAACAGCGUUUACGACAGCACUCUAUUCGAAGCUGGUGGGACGACACCAAUGAACCCACUAUACAGUGCGUCACUGCAGAGUCCAGACUCCAUAGCAUCCGGUCAGUCGAUAGAUUUGCAGGCCGGCUUCCCGAACCAAAAUAUGCUCUCUACAUAG
This is a messenger RNA of Leptosia nina, 1122 nucleotides long. NCBI's taxonomy places the organism in Eukaryota, Metazoa, Arthropoda, Insecta, Lepidoptera, Pieridae. The record is from the annotation of a GenBank genome assembly.